Molecule: messenger RNA, 1036 nt
Organism: Tympanuchus pallidicinctus (lesser prairie-chicken)
Lineage: Eukaryota; Metazoa; Chordata; Aves; Galliformes; Phasianidae
Exons: 6
Coding region: 236-1036 (266 amino acids)
Source: RefSeq, a predicted model, not a curated record
UUCCUGCAGGGAGUGAGUGACGUGGUUGGUGUGUGUUUGUUUUGCAGUCGAGAUAUUCGAGCGCCCGUUGAACUUCCAGGAGAUUGCUGAAAGCAUUUGCUUCCGUGUGCCCAUCGUAGAGCAGUGCAUCUAUGAGACCCUGCUCUUCUUUGCUGAGGCCCUCCGAGGAAAGAAGGAAGUUGACUUCUUCUUCAAAACACUUGGCAUUCUUUCUCUGAGAGGGCAGGAGGUCAUCAUGAACUUCUUUGAUGACUGCGUACUGCAGGUGGAUGCAACGGGCAACAUGCUGCCCGUUCUUCUUGGGGACUCUGAGAUGAUGAAUAUGAUUGCGUUUAGUGGCAAAAACUACUUUACUCGAUCCAGUGAGGACGGCUGUGUCAUACUGCCAAGAAUUCAAGUUGAGGGCUCAACGACAUGCCAAGAUACAGUUUUCAUGAAGCCCCGAAGACAGUCACAGCCAUGGAACGAGGGUGCCCGCAGAGUGAGCGUGUAUGAUCCGGUGAUGCUGGCUCGGCAAAGGGCAUCAAAAGUUGUGGUGUUAGAGAAAAGACGCAAGGAGCAGGAGAAGAAACAGCAAAGGGUUAAAUUCAGGUUCCUGCCACAACUUGAAGAGACAUAUGCUGAAGUGCUACAAAAGGCUGCACAUCAGGCAAAGCCCGCUGCCAGCACCCAGCAGACCUCCAGAAUGGCAGCGCGCUUGAAGCACGCUCAGACUGAGGCGAGACGGCUCCAGGUGCUGAUGGCCUCCAAGCGCAAGGAGGUCGAAGCUGACAUCCAGAGCGAAUAUGAGCAGUACACACAGAGGCUGAGCACGGAGAGGAGCCAGGUACAGUGCGCACUGACCGCCCUCAGGGAAAGGGCAUUUCCCCCUGCUCCUCGGGAGGGGAGCAGCUCAAGGCUCCUGGACAAGGCAGCGUGGCUGUGGCCACCUGGCAAGGAAGCAUCUUCUGUCUGCCCGCUGCCCUGCAAGUUGCCGUGCAGCCAAGAGCACAGGGCAAAGGCAGCAGCUGGCUGGGCACAGGCACGUGAAGACUAA